AUAAGAUCAAAAGAUCAACCAAUUUAAUCAUCUCUGAAAUUAAAUUAAAUGUCUAGAUGCCUCAGUUUCACAGCAUCAACAGAUUGGGUUUACCGUUCAUUUUUCGCCUAUGCCGGACUCAAAUCUGUCUCAACAGAUUUUGGAGAAGGAACCCUGAUGCAUUGUUGGGUACCCAAAAUAUACAAACCCUCCAAACCCAAUCUUCUGCUCGUUCAUGGCUUUGGAGCCAAUGCAAUGUGGCAAUACGGAGAUCUUCUUCGGCAAUUCAUUCCAAGGUUCAACAUAUACGUCCCCGAUCUCCUCUUUUUUGGAAAUUCAUGGACAAGGAGACCUGAAAGAACAGAGGCAUUCCAGGCACAAUGCCUUAAAUUGUUGAUGGAUGUCCAUGGUGUAGAGAAGACUAAUUUGGUCGGAAUUAGCUACGGUGGAUUCGUAGGUUAUAGCUUGGCGGUACAAUUCCCGAAUGCGAUAGACAAAUUGGUGUUGUGUUGUACAGGUGUUUGUUUAGAGGAGAAGGACAUGGAUGAGGGUCUGUUUAAGGUUUCCAAUAUUGAAGAGGCCGCAAAUAUUUUGGUGCCGCAGACGCCAGAGAAGUUGAAAGAGUUGAUGUGUUUUGCAUUUGUAAGGGCUCCUAAAGCAAUUCCCUCAUGCUUUCUUUCGGAUUUCAUUAAUAUUAUGUGCACGGAUUAUGUUGAACAGAAAAAAGAGAUAAUCAAAAGCGUACUCAAAGAUAGGCAACUCUCCAAAAUUCCUAAGGUCACCCAACCAACAUUGAUAAUAUGGGGAGAACAUGACCAAAUUUUCCCAGUGGAAUUGGGUCAUAGAUUGAAGCAACACAUUGGAGAGAAUGCAAGGAUAGAAGUAAUACAGCAGGCAGGGCAUGCGGUGAACUUGGAGAAGCCCAAGGAAUUUGCCAAACACCUCAAAUCAUUUCUUAUUGAUUCUUCAUCCCCAGCUGGUCCCAGGCAUCGCCGCUUUUGGAGUUUUUAAUCAUACGUAAGACAGUUUUAACCUUCAAAUUAGUACUUUACUCAGAUUUUGACAUUUUUAGACUUUCUGAAUAUGACUUCAAAAUUCUGCCAGUUUUAUCUUUUGACAAAGGAAUUUAGAUCGGUGUUCAACUUUUUAGCUUUACGUAGAGAUUGUGAUAGGUCAUUGGUCAUGGAUUUUUUGAGGAUUUCAUGAUAAUUGCCUUGUGUUGUCAGACAAUUAUUUUAGGACAGAAGUAGUAUGCUAGUGAUAUCAGCUCGUGAUUUUUCCUCCAGUU
Oldenlandia corymbosa var. corymbosa is the source of this 1267-nucleotide messenger RNA. The record is from the annotation of a GenBank genome assembly. NCBI's taxonomy places the organism in Eukaryota, Viridiplantae, Streptophyta, Magnoliopsida, Gentianales, Rubiaceae.